Messenger RNA from Glarea lozoyensis ATCC 20868, 2358 nucleotides. RefSeq names its product P-loop containing nucleoside triphosphate hydrolase. The record is from RefSeq and is a predicted model, not a curated record. Gene Ontology annotation, molecular function: GTPase activity; GTP binding; microtubule binding. NCBI's taxonomy places the organism in Eukaryota, Fungi, Ascomycota, Leotiomycetes, Helotiales, Helotiaceae. Bases 1 to 2358 code for a protein of 785 amino acids. The transcript has 2 exons. Gene Ontology annotation, cellular component: membrane; cytoplasm; microtubule.
AUGACCAACGACACCGACACAGCAAGCACUUGGACAGACUCGCCAGUCGAAAAGAUUCCAAAUACAACGCCAUCUCUUGAGGGACUUCAAACUCAAGAGCAGCGGCUUGUUUUGGACACUGUCGCGAAAAUUCGAAAAUGUGGUCUUGAGGGUACUGUUUCUCUACCUCAGAUUGUGGUUUGUGGGGAUCAGUCCUCGGGGAAGAGUUCUCUUCUUGAAGCGUUGACUGGAAUUCCGUUUCCAAGAGCUGAUGACCUUUGUACAAGAUAUGCCACAGAAAUCAGUCUCAGGCUCGAGCCGACGGAGUCUAUUAGCAUCAAAAUCAUACCUGAUGAGCGCCGUUCUGCACAGAGCAUUUCUGAUAUUCAAGCGUUCCAGGAGACCAUUACCGACUUUAAUGAAUUGCCUCGGAUCAUGGAAAAAGCAAACACAGUCAUGGGAAUCCGGAAGAAAGGAGACAUCGCUUCUACCACGAACGCAAUUGCACGGGACGUACUGAGCAUCGAAAUCGCCGGCCCUGGACGUCCGCAACUCACCUUAGUAGAUAUUCCAGGCCUCGUAAGAGCGGAGAGUAAGAAUUCAACUCAGCAAGAUAUCGAUAUCAUAUCCGCCAUCACUGAACACUACAUCGCCCAAACUCGCACAAUUUGCCUUCCAGUUAUCGCGGCAUCUUACGAUCACGUACUUCAAGAGAUAUUGAAAAGAGUUAGGAUUCAUGACAAGGAAGGCGAUCGCACACUCGGUGUCAUCACCAAACCAGACAGACUUUCACACGACUCUGGCGCUGAGAACACCUACAUUGACCUUGCAAAAAAUCAACAUGUACUAUUCAAGCUUGGAUGGCAUGUGAUCAGAAACAGAAAUCACGAAGAAAGAAAUGUAUCGUUGACUGAGAGGAGUAUUAACGAGGACACAUUCUUCAGUACAUCAAACUGGAAGCAUCUCCCAAGUGAUACUGUUGGAAUCGACAAUUUGAGAAGACGGCUAAGUGUUUUGCUUUUUGACCAUGUCAAGAAAGAGCUUCCCAGUCUUCGAGAAGAGCUAGAAGAAAAACUGUCUUUGACUCUGAACCAACUCAACCAGCUCGGGAUAUCUCGCUCUACGGGGGCAGAAUGUAAGGAGUACCUAGCCAAACUGUCUCUGCAGUUCUAUGAAUUGUCUAAAGCAGCUGUGGAUGGUCAUUAUGAGCACAGUUACUUCCGGCAAAACCCUGAUCCAGAUUUCAAUCUCUCUUCAUCCUCUACAAUCUGCAGAGCUCGUGCUGUUGUCCAGUCGCUGAACACAAAGUUUUCGGAGGCAAUCGAUAAGUAUGGGAAGAAGUAUGACAUAUCUCUCAAAGACCCCGAGGAAUUUGUGGAUGAGGAAAAUUCUGAUGACGAAGAAGAUGAUGAAGACUAUGAAAAUGAGGACAAAGAUGAAAAGAAGCAAGAAUCUGAUGGAGAGAAAGAAGAGGAAGAAGAGGCUGUCUUUUCCACCUCUUCGCAGCAUGCUUCAACGCCUUCGACACCUGUCGAAGCUCUUGAAGCUACCGAAGUUAUUCACAAACUAACCAAAAAAGAAGGCAUUGAAUGGGUGCGAAAAGCCCUUAUCCGAAACAGAGGCAAAGAACUAAUUGGAAACUUCAAUCCUCUUCUGAUUGGGCAACUCUUCUGGGAUACUUCUGAAAAUUGGUACUCUCUCGCUCUAAAACACAUCAACCAAACAUCCGAAAUAACCACCAGCUUUCUCCGAAACCUCCUCAAAGAAAAGUGUCCAGAAGAUAUCGAGCAGCGAAUCUGGAACUCGCGAAUCCACGAUGUUUUACGGCAAAGAUACAACGCGGCUGUUGAUGAACUCGAUAAAUUGUGGGACGAUCACAAGAACUAUCCCAUCAACUACAAUCAUUACUAUACAGACACGAUCGCCAAACGCCGCCAGGUUAGGGAACAAGCGGCCCUUGAGAAGGCAAUCACGGAUGCUUCGCAACCAAUAACAUGGUCUAAGAAAAUCCAGGGAUUGCCCUCGGCUCCUCAAUCGUCGAAUAACGUCAACAUUCAACAAGCAGUGGCGAAUUAUUCCAAAAUCAUCGAUCCAAAUAUGGACACAUUCAGCUGUGAAGAAGUCCUAGAUUGCGUCGAUGCUAUCUACAAGGUCUCCAAGAAAACAUUCGUCGCCAACGUAACCACGCAAGUAAUUGAACGCCAUCUUCUUCGCGGCCUCGAAAUGAUUUUCUCGCCGAUCUAUGUGAAUAGUCUUGAUGCCGCGCAAGCUGAAGCACUGGCUUCGGAGCCGCUGGCUAGUCGACGCAAGAGGGAGUUCUUGGUAAGUAAGAUCAAGAAGCUGAAGGAGGGACAGGAGAUCUUCAGGGGUGUGAUGUGA